AUGGUGGGCUCUGGGGUCCCGGCUUUGGGCCUUCUCCUGCUCAUGCAGGGCUCAGUAGGCUGCGAGGGAGACGUCUGGGACCGGGAGAGCUGCGGGGGUCAGGCCGCCAUCGAGAACCCCAACCUCUGCCUGCGCCUGCGGUGCUGCUACCGGGACGGCGUGUGCUACCAGUGGGCCAAGCGCCGGGACCUGCUGCGCCUGCCCUGGCUCCUGCGGGGAAAGUGCGACCUCUCCAAGACGGUCUCUCUGCUGUCCAAGGACCGGACCCCGAGCGAGAAGAGGACGUCCAUGGCCAGCGUGCCCACCUCCCUGGCCACGGAUGCGCCCCUGGACGCCUCGGGGACCACCGAGGGGGAGGGGACAGAGGGGGGCGAGGAAACAGAGGGGGACGAGGAUUAGGGGCACCCCGGUGGGCCCCCUCAAUACAGUUACAGCAUGUGGAAGAGUGACCCCUUCCCUGA
Messenger RNA from Condylura cristata (star-nosed mole), 461 nucleotides. RefSeq names its product transmembrane protein 190 (gene TMEM190). Gene Ontology annotation, cellular component: inner acrosomal membrane. Bases 1 to 399 code for a protein of 132 amino acids. Lineage: Eukaryota; Metazoa; Chordata; Mammalia; Eulipotyphla; Talpidae. Gene Ontology annotation, biological process: hematopoietic progenitor cell differentiation. The record is from RefSeq and is a predicted model, not a curated record. The transcript is spliced from 3 exons.